AUGCUUAUCCCCAUCACGAUUGCUCAUUCUUCAUCUGAGCCAAAACUACCGCCGGGCCUAGCGAAGAUAUCACACGAUGAGAUUGUCCUCGUCGAACUCCAAGGCACCCUCGAGGUUGAGUCUAACCAUCCUAAAGAAAGAAAUGGCAAACUAGUGGGGACAUUGAACAUUGAUGAAAUCACGAACAAACCUACUCUCCUCAUCGGCCACCACCUUCUAGAAGGGAAGAUCGUUUCGCUCCCAAAACCUCUCGCAAUACUCCAUCGCAGCUCCGUGCGGAGCUCCGUUGAUGUCGACUCAGAAGACGAUGUGAUGGAUGGAGGUCUCGACUUUGAGGAGAAAGAAGAACAGCGUAGCCCAGCCUGGUCUGUGGUGGCAGUUGUCAAAAAGAAGAUAAUUUUCUCCAAACGGCCGAUGCCUGUGAAUAUCAGUUGA
Molecule: messenger RNA, 435 nt
Organism: Laccaria bicolor S238N-H82
Lineage: Eukaryota; Fungi; Basidiomycota; Agaricomycetes; Agaricales; Hydnangiaceae
Exons: 2
Coding region: 1-435 (144 amino acids)
Biological process (GO): mitotic sister chromatid cohesion
Cellular component (GO): Ctf18 RFC-like complex
Source: RefSeq, a predicted model, not a curated record